Molecule: messenger RNA, 784 nt
Organism: Prosopis cineraria
Lineage: Eukaryota; Viridiplantae; Streptophyta; Magnoliopsida; Fabales; Fabaceae
Product: putative calcium-binding protein CML19
Exons: 1
Coding region: 255-677 (140 amino acids)
Molecular function (GO): calcium ion binding; enzyme regulator activity
Source: RefSeq, a predicted model, not a curated record
AUCCUGGAGCCUUACCCGGUCCAGCAGGCAGCGUGUUCAACCCACGCCACGCGACCACACCGUAUUACUCUUUCCAUUUCAAACUCUCACUCCUAUAUAUACAAUAACGCAGCCUUCUUCGUUGUCCUGAGCAGCAAUCAUCGUAUUGGUUUCAUUCUUCACUCCCUGUUCUUCCAUAUCUCUAUACAUCUUUAUCUACCAUCAUUGUCCGCUUCAAUCGUUGUUUAACUUAACAUAUACAUUUUGAUUCCACUAUGGACAAGUCAAAUCAAUACGAACGUGUAUUUCAGCACUUUCACGAGAACGGAGACGGGAAGCUAUCGGCGUCGGAGCUACGGCAUCGUGUGGAGGCGAUGGGCGGAGAGCUGUCAGCAGAGGAGGCGGAGGCGUUGGUGGCUUAUCUGGAUGUGGAUGGAGAUGGGUUGGUGGAUUUGCAGGAUUUUGCUACGUUUGUGGAAGAUGAGAAAGAGGAAGAGAAAGUGAAGGGCUUACGAGAGGCUUUUAAAAUGUAUGAGAUGGAUGGGUCUGGCUGUAUUACCCCUAAUAGUCUCAAGAGGAUGCUUAGUAGGUUGGGUCAAUCUAUGAGUUUGCAUAACUGCCAACUUAUGAUCUCUCGCUUUGAUCUCGACGGUGAUGGUGUUCUCAGUUUUGAGGAAUUCAGAGUCAUGAUGAUGUGAUGUUGUAAAUUAAAUUCCAUUGGUUAUUUAGUUACAUUAAUAAAAUGAUUCCGAUGUCAGUAUUUGAUGAACACUAGCAGAAAACUGGAGUGUCUGUCUCUUAUUAU